UCCGACUUCAAUUUUAACGUGAAAUAAGCAUUCCAGUCUGGUUGUCGGUACGUAGAAUUAGUGACUGCUAAAAAUGGACAAACACAUGUUUACAAAACUUGCAUCGAGAAUGGGUAUAAGCUCCUUGAGAGUAAUAAGCCAAGCGGAAGAAUAUAUUCGGUUAUCUCAGGUGAAAUGCACAGGACUUUGCAACAGCACGGCCACAAGCAAAGCUGUGAUCUGCCUGGAGCUGGCCGCAACUUGUAUGAAGCUACCCAUUGACAAAGUGUAUGCCAUACAAUUAUCCGGAUUAAAUAAGAAGCUGUAUCAGAGUGAUCUGAAGUCCAUGGAGUGUCUGCUGGGUCUUGAGUCUCACCUGGGCUUGAGAGAUCUGGCUGUGCAGUACGGGUGCAUGGACGCUGUCAAACUUGCUGCACAGAUACUUGAAAGGUAUGAGGCUAGUCUACCAGCUGCCCAGCAACAAGACCUGGACCUGUCUAAACCCCUCUUUACAACAGCCGCCCUGUACACUGCUUGCAAGUGUCUGAAGAUGAAAGUGGACAGGAAGCUAGCUUUGUCAUCCGGUGCUAAGAAGGGGAUUUUUGACAGGCUGUGCACCCUGCUACUGAGGCUGGGCCAGGAGAUGGGCAAAGAAACCACUCCGUUGAAGCCCCCAAUAAAAGCCCAUCUAAAACGACAGAAGACCCUGAUGGAGAGCAUUGAACUGGCAGAGCAUGAGGAUGAGCUGUGUAUGUCGCCAAAGCAACAGAGAGAGGAGUCAAAGGAAAGUGUCACACAAGACUACGAGGCAUGGAAGAGGAAGAUUUUAGAAAAUGCCCUGAAAGCCAAAAAUGUACACUCAUGACGACAAAGAAGACGUCCAUCUGGUUUUGUCUUCUGGACAAUAAGGGUCUGAGAACAGAGGUCCUUUUAUCCAGGGAGGGGGGACUCUGGUCAAAUAGUUAUAGCUAUAAUAGACCAACUAUAAUGUGGUUCAGUUUCCCACAAUGUGCUGUAAAAUCUGUUACUUUGGGGGUGAUUAAAGUUUUUUUAUAUAGAUUUCUUUCAUGACAUGAUUGUGGUAUAAGUACUGUCAUGGUUUUAUGUUCUUUAAUUUAGUUUACCCCCAGUUGCAUAGCUACAGUUCAAUGGAUCCACUGACACAUUCCCAAAAGACAGUAGAAUACAUUGUCUCUGUCAACGUUUUAAUAAAUUAUUUCCUUUUUGUUCCUUGUAAAUUCACAAA
This is a messenger RNA of Osmerus eperlanus (European smelt), 1225 nucleotides long. RefSeq names its product origin recognition complex, subunit 6 (gene orc6). The transcript is spliced from 7 exons. Gene Ontology annotation, biological process: DNA replication; DNA replication initiation. Bases 74 to 844 code for a protein of 256 amino acids. Gene Ontology annotation, cellular component: nuclear origin of replication recognition complex. The record is from RefSeq and is a predicted model, not a curated record. Lineage: Eukaryota; Metazoa; Chordata; Actinopteri; Osmeriformes; Osmeridae. Gene Ontology annotation, molecular function: DNA binding.